UCAGCAGCAGAACCAGACGAGAGAGCAUGAGAGUGAAUUUCUUUUCUUUUAAUGGAGGACUUUAGGAAAAUUUGUUCAUUUAUAAAUUAGACAAUAAUAGUUGUAAUUGAUUGAAGUUGUUCAAAGGCGGUCCAGGACCAGUCCAGGACGUCAUGGAAAUCAUCGAGUUUCAUAGCAUAUUUAGUCAUUAUUUCUUAUUUGGUUGUAACAUUUUCCGAGCUAGGGCUGGCGCUAUCAAGAACAAAACCUGACCAAACCAUGGCAGACAAGAACCUCAAUUCAAAGGCGAGAAUGGCUUCGUCUACCAAUAAUGACACUAUUAAAAAACUCAUCUACUCAGCUUCAAUAUUGGUGAAACAGUUAGAUUCAGCUGUUGCCAAAGCUAGAGCAUGCAGAGAUCUUUUUACUCCAGAUAUCAUUGAGCUUCGAAGCCAACUUUCUUAUCUCUGUGUGAAAUCAAUGGGAGCUGAUCCAAUCCAAUGCCGACGUAGAGCUGAAGAACUUCUCUGGAAGAAGUGCUAUUAUGAUGUGAUAACUUCUACAAAAAUUAAUGGAAAGAAGUCACCCCUUACUUCAAUGGAAAAACUUUUUAUUGGAUAUCACAUUGAAUCGGGAAUUGUAAAGUUAACUGAGCUUAUGCAAGAUGUUUGCCAAAAGCUAAAAAAUGUGGACCCAGCCACGAAACUUACACUUCAUGUUUUACCACUCUUGGAGGUUAAAAUCCUUGAUUGUGAAACACAAAAAGAGUCCAAAGAAGAGUUUAUGGAAUCAGUCCAAAAGAUUUUGGUUUGGUUAGGAGAUUUGUCCCGCUAUAGAAAUGAUUUGGAAAUUUCUAACAGUGUAAUUACAGCAGAGCGCUAUUAUCAUCAGGCAGUUCUUGUCAAUCCUAGUAUUGGUCUCCCUUACAACCAACUUGGGACUUUGACUAGUCAUGAUCCUUCCAGAGGAUGUGAAUCUAUAUUUUACUAUAUAAGAAGCAUGAAAGCCUUAAAAAUAUUCCCUGGGGCUGAACCUAAUCUUAAGGCUUUAUUAGUACGUCUUGCCAUGAACGAAGACAAACUGAUUUCCGCUUUUUCACAAUUACUUCCAAAGUUAGUCUUUGUAGGCAAAGAAGAAAAUACUUUUGAAGUAAGCCAACUGUGUCAGGUGGUGUUGAGCGAAAUUCAAAAACGACUCUGUAGAAGCGAAAAUGAGAGUUGUAACCAACUUUUGGAUUUGGCUGCCUGCGUGGUGAUGUGUACUAUAACUCCCGCUUCAUCAAACCAUAAUCCAACAGCUGGAAUCGCCUUCUGCUGUUCACUUUUCGCUCACGUUCUGAGCAAAUUUCAAGACAUUUUCCAUCUAAGCUCUGGGAAUGCUGACCAACGAAAUGGAAAUAAUGCAGAUAAAGAGAAAGAGCCCGUCUCUGGGAGUAAAGAAGAAGCUGAUGAAGAUGAACUGAGCGACGAGGAGGAAGAAGAAACUAAGCGCGCUAAACUGAGAAGAAGAAAAAUUGGAUCUGGAUCGUCUGAUCAAGAAUUUUCAGAGGAAGAGAUAUUUUUAGAAAGUAACUCUGAGCAGGAUUCUGAAGAAGAAGAAGAAGAAGAAGUUUUAUCCGAUUCUGGUUUUCAUUCAGCUGAAGCUAAACUUGAACCGCUCAUUGAAAUCCCGUCAGAAGCUUUAUCUCUUUUGCCGAUUUUUAAACUCUUGACUGAUUGGUUACAAGCCAAUGUUCAGGUUGUUCAAGUAUCAAAUCAAUCCAUUCGAAAAAUGUGGGCAACACUAGCUACCAUCCUCAACGUGUUUAAACGCUGUCAGAAAGAAGAUGUUGAUCAGUACCAAAAAGUUCCUUUAGAAGAAGAUUGGAAGCUGUAUGGACUGGAUUCUAUGAGCUUAUUCCAUGCUCAAAUCGAUUUUGAGUCUGUUCCUGCACCAUCCAACAUUUCAAUUUUAAAUUCUAUUCGGAUCGAAAGAAUUCUCCAAUUUGGCAAUUGGUUGGCAAGUCAAGGCAACGAAAAAAGUUUCCGACUGGAAAACGGAAUUUACAUAUGUCCAUCCGAAGCAACUAAAGAUGAAUCCCAGGAACUUGGAAUGAAAGCAGAUCUCAUGAUGAGAAACAUGGCACACUUGUGGUUGAAGUCAGAAGUACAAGAGCUUGAACGGAGACUCUCACCUCAAUUCAAAAGAAAAAAAAAGACAAACUUCGAUCUUUCCACUUUAUCUUACGUCUAUUUGGUACCGGACGUCUCUGCUCUUUCAGAUUUUACUCACCUCAUAAAACAAGUGAUCAAAAGCCAAAAGCUGAUUGUAGUAGUACCUGAUAUUGUCAUCUCGGAAAUUGAUCAACUCAAAAGGGAAAGCGCUUCUGUUCGGGAAUGCAUUCGGUGGCUAGAAACCUGCUUUCGUACCGGCAAUCGCUUUAUUAGAGCACAGCGUCAAAAUGAACACCAAGUCAUCCCAUUAUUGACUUAUCCGAAACGAAAAGAUAAAGCCAACUGGACAUUGUUCCAAAUACUGGAAUGCUGCUGUUACCUGGAUACAAACCAGAGAAACGUUUAUAAAACUAGCCAGAAUUCGCCCAUUGUACUGUUUUUGUCCGGCAACACGGCUGAAGACACGGAUCAACAAACCAGAGGGAUUUGUAAUUCGAUUGGUGUUGAAUUUAAAACUGCAAAUUCGUUGAUGAAGAAAAGUAAGACGAAAAAACGCUGAUACCGUCAUGUAUAACAUUGAAUUACGUAUUACGUAGCCAUAUGUGUUUUGAUUAUUUGCUUGUAUUGUAAGAAAAACAUUUUGUUUCUCACUC
Daphnia pulicaria is the source of this 2785-nucleotide messenger RNA. RefSeq names its product protein SMG5-like (gene Smg5). Lineage: Eukaryota; Metazoa; Arthropoda; Branchiopoda; Diplostraca; Daphniidae. The transcript is spliced from 10 exons. The record is from RefSeq and is a predicted model, not a curated record. Gene Ontology annotation, molecular function: telomerase RNA binding; telomeric repeat DNA binding; protein binding. Gene Ontology annotation, biological process: nuclear-transcribed mRNA catabolic process, nonsense-mediated decay. Bases 259 to 2691 code for a protein of 810 amino acids. Gene Ontology annotation, cellular component: telomerase holoenzyme complex.